GUGGCCUCUCACUGCUGCCGGUACUCAGGGCAAACUCGUUUACUGUGAGCAGCUGGUGGGUAAGACUGGUCCCGAGCCGAGGACAGCGAGUGGGGAUUGCAGAGAGUGAAGGACACACUCCGAGAUCAAAUGGCUGCCUCCAAGUUCUUCCAUUCUGAUGAAAUCAUUGGACUACAAUCUGAUUAUAAGACUGGUGGAUUAGGAGCCAUUCUAUCUCAGAUAAGGAAUAAAUGUAGUCACUUAGAUGAGGUACAGGUUAACAUUGCAGUGGCAGGUGAAGCAGGCUCAGGGAAAUCCACCUUUAUCAAUGCCAUAAGAAAUCUUCAGAGCAACGCUCAGGGAGCUGCUCCGACUGGUCACUGUGAGACCACAACUGAGCCAACCAUGUAUGAUGCUGAACUGGCCAAGAAGGUCCAGGAGCAGGGCAAACUGUGCUUCUAUGUCCGAUGUAAAAUAGACAAUGAUCUCCACUCACUGGCAAUGGAAGGAGCUGAGUUUACAGAAGAUGAAGAGAUGAAGACAAUCCGGAUGGACUGUGUGGCCAACUUCCAAUACGCUAACGUUAAAAUACCCCCCAUUUUUCUGAUAUCAAACUUUAAAUUGAACAAAUAUGACUUUCCUGAACUAAGGACGAACCUCGUCAGACAUGUCCCGAUGAUCAGGUCACAGGGUUUCACACUCGCACUCCCCGAAAUAACCAGGGAGAUUAUGGGACAGAAGAUAAGAUCGAUGGUGAACAGAAUCUGGCUGUUGGCUGUGCUGGCCGGUGCUGUGGGUGCGGCCCCAUGGCCAGGCUUGUUGUUUGUGACUAGCAUUGGGCUGGUAGUCGCAGGACUCGUAUAUCUCCAGCGGGAGGUUGGACUGGAUUACGGGUCUCUGUACAGAGCGAUCAGCUCAUUCCGGGAGGAGCCCAUGAGCAUAUGGAAAACUGUAAAGAAGCUUUGUUUACUGAGUAAACUGUCUCCAGUGCUGUUGGCCACCGCUGUUGGCUGCACGGUGGCUAUGAAGGAACGUGGCUUCCCUCCAGUGACCAUCUCUCUCCUCGGAGCAGCAGUGUCCUCGUGGUUCACCGUCACGGUCCUGACGGACGCAGUGAGGCAGCACGUGGGAGCCGCACAGAGAGCCGUGAAAAGCAUGUUUGAUAAAGAUUCAUUUUAUCUUCUGUAA
Messenger RNA from Callorhinchus milii (elephant shark), 1167 nucleotides. RefSeq names its product interferon-inducible GTPase 5-like. Gene Ontology annotation, cellular component: membrane. Gene Ontology annotation, molecular function: GTP binding. Bases 130 to 1167 code for a protein of 345 amino acids. The transcript is spliced from 2 exons. Lineage: Eukaryota; Metazoa; Chordata; Chondrichthyes; Chimaeriformes; Callorhinchidae. The record is from RefSeq and is a predicted model, not a curated record.